AACACCGCGGUGAACGGAUACAUUUCCCGGUUAUGAUCCCGUUAAAGCGCAGGAAAGUGUCUGUGCCGGUAAAACAGCAGACUGGCAGCUGUAAAUAUCCUCAGGUCUGCAUCUUCAUCCUGGAGAGGAAAAUGGGAGCGUCUAGAAGAGCGUUUCUCACCCGGUUAGGAAGAAGCAAAGGGUUUCUCAUUGAAGACUCGUACAGCUCCUCUGUUACUCAUGUGGUGUCGGAGAACAGCAGCGCAGCAGAGGUUCAGGCCUGGCUGGAGAAACACACACGCGCCUCUUCCUCCGAUCACCUGCUGGAGAAGCACACACACGCAGCCUCAUCCUCAUCUGUUCACCUGCUGGACAUCUGCUGGUUCACGGAGAGCAUGGAGGCCGGUGAGCCCGUACCUGUGCAGCACACACACACACUGCAGAUUAACCCAGAGCUCAACGGCGAUGGCGCUGAAAUACUGAUGAAAAGUUACGCCUGUCAAAGACGAACGCCUCUAAAGCACCACAAUGCAUUCCUGACGGAAGCUCUUGAAAUCUUGGCUCAGAAUGCAGAGUUUAAUGAUAAUGAGGGCCGAAGCGUGGCGUUCAGACGAGCGGCUUCAGUCCUGAAGGCUCUCCCACAUCGGGUGAAGAGUAUGGAGGAUCUGCGGUGUUUGCCCUGCCUUGGGGAUCAUUCACAGAGGGUUAUAAAGGAGAUUUUAGAAGACGGUUCAUCAAGAGAAGUGGAGUCAACAAGACAGUCGGAGCAGUUUCAGGCCAUGAAGGCUCUGACUGGUGUUUUCGGGGUCGGUGUGCGGACGGCUGAUCGCUGGAUUAGAGAAGGUUUACGAACUCCAGAUGAUUUAAUUCGCACAGGACAACAGCUGAACCGUGCACAGCAAGCAGGUGUGCAGUAUUACUCUGAGCUCCAGCGGGCGGUGACGCGGGCGGAGGCUGAGCUGAUCAUGGCUAUAGUGGAGGCGGCUGUGAAUUCGGUGCUGCCUGGAUGUCAGAUCCAGCUCAUGGGCGGCUUCAGGAGGGGGAAGGAAGUUGGUCAUGAUGUGGACUUUCUCAUCACACAUCCGGAGGAGGGAAAGGAGGAAGGACUGAUGUUGAAAAUCAUCAGCUGGCUGGAGGAGCAGGGUGUGCUGCUGUAUCAGAAGACCACCAGAAACUCGUAUGUGGAGCGUCUGGAUGGGCCGGCGCGCUCAGCCAGCAACAUGGACCGAUUUGAGAGAUGUUUCUCCAUCUUUAAACUUCACUCAUCUGCAUCUCGAUCUGGAUCUGCAUCUACAUCUGAAUCUGGAUCUGCAUGUGACAGCGGCUGCAGAGCGGUGCGGGUGGAUCUGGUGGUCAGUCCCUUCAGUCAGUUUGCCUUCGCCACGCUCGGGUGGACCGGAUCAAAGCUGUUUGAGCGGGAGUUGAGGAGGUGGGCGGGGCAAGAGAAGCAGAUGACCUUGAGUAGCCACACCCUCUACGACAGCAAACAGAAUCUGUACCUCCGGGCACAAACAGAAGAGGAGAUAUUUGCACAUUUGGGUCUGGAGUUUAUUCCUCCGUCCGAACGCAACGCCUGAAGCCCAGUUCCUCCCAGUAUCAGCUCCGUUAUGAUGGGUGUUCUGCAACAUUAUGAUGCACACUCUUUGUAAAUGCUGAACAGGAAUGAGAAAGACUCUCGUAGUGUUUUACCUGAGACUGCUUCUGGAUAUAAGGAAGAUGAUCAUCUGACACAAUCUGAUGCUUUAUUUGAUUAAAUAUGUGAAUGAAAGCUCA
This is a messenger RNA of Danio rerio (zebrafish), 1752 nucleotides long. It is a transcript of the gene polm, whose product is annotated as polymerase (DNA directed), mu. Gene Ontology annotation, molecular function: DNA polymerase activity; nucleotidyltransferase activity; DNA-directed DNA polymerase activity. Gene Ontology annotation, biological process: DNA repair; DNA biosynthetic process. NCBI's taxonomy places the organism in Eukaryota, Metazoa, Chordata, Actinopteri, Cypriniformes, Danionidae. The record is from RefSeq and is marked provisional. Gene Ontology annotation, cellular component: nucleus.